GGUUUUUUGACCUUCGCCCGAGCCGCAUUUGGUGCAAGAUCUUUGCAAGAUCUACAGGUUCAGGGAGUUGAUCUUUCGAUGGAGCGAAUCAUAAGAAGACCGGCCCUCGCACAGCUGACGGGGCGGCUUCGGCUCCUCUGCGAACAGAGGCAACGAGCGUUCUCAACCGUGGCAGAAGAGGCGACGUCCGCCGCCCUGCAGCAGAGCCCAGCGAUACAGUUUGACAUCGACCCUCAGGCGCUGGAUGAGGACAGUGCAGCUGUGGCAGAGUCGGAGACCAUCAAGGCCGUCACACCAAUACGGGUGAGUGGGCAGCACACACGUAUCGAUGACCAUGAGCUGACCUGUCUUUUUCUCUUUGCUGAUAUUGCACGGUGGCAGGCGUGGCAGGCGCCUCGGCUGCCGAGUAUCCAUGACCCGCCCGUCAUCCGCCGCCCUGGAGAGAUCGUUGAUGUGCGCACCAUGAUACGCAACUGGUGGGCCUUCCCAGGUCAGUCAAACCAACACAAAGAACAAGAGAUCAGCCAGACACUCAGAUGUUGUCUGGUUUGGUAUCUGCGGUGCGUGAUCCAUCGUAUCAGCUGUUGGGUUCAAUUCCAUCCUGGAGGUGCCCGUGCAGCAGUUUGAGGUGCUCGAGGGCGAAACACCAAACGACUCCGAGACAAUCGGUCGGCUACGCAGAGUGCCUAUGAGUGCUUCGGUUGCUGGGAGGGAACGUCCGACUCAUUCCCGUGUGCUCCUUUCUUUCGUCUCUUUUGUGUGGUUUGCCUGUCAUGUCAGUGUUGCCGAAUGACAUCUUCGGUCUGCCUAUUCGGCCAGACAUCCUGCAUCAGGUGGGGGGGAGAGAGAAGCCGUCUGUCACACACCUGUUCGUGUACCCGCCUUGAUGUGUUUGAUCAGUGCUACUGGUUCCACCGACGUGCACUGAUGGGGUGGGACGAGCGGAUGCAGCUCUACCAGUGGGAGGUACGCACACACGCACCAGACAAUAAUGCGACGACACUUAUGGAUGCGUCUGGUGCGUGAAUUGUGAAUGCAGUGGUACGGCUCGCACAGAAAGCUCAGAUCCCAAGUCAGAUCAGGUGAGCUAGGUCACGGAGUGACUGUGUCGAUGUGCUGUGCAUCGUUCGUCAUUCAUGUGCUCUUCACAUACACUUGUGCAGGAAUGUCUCGGAUUGGUCAGCGGAAGAUCUCCGGCAAGUACCUGGGCGUCAAGGCACACCCGCUGCGGCCACACGACUGGAGGAAAAAGUGCCACAAGAGACGUACGUACGCGACCCUGCCUGUGCGGAUAUAUGUGCUUGCGUAAAUCGGCUUUCCUGUAUGUGUGCAUUUGUGUGGUGCCUCCCUGAUGUGUGUGUGUGUGUGUCAGUGCUCUGGCUGGGUCUCAAGAACAUGCUCUCCGUCAAAUUUGCCCAGGUGGGUGCGACCAUCUGAGCUGUCGUCAAACGCCUGGAUGACGCGUGUGUGCGUGUGGUUUGUGCGUGCAGGACCAGCUGAAGGUUGUGGAUCACUUCUACCUCCGCUCACACAAGACCAAACACGCAGUCAGAUACCUAAGACGCAUCGUCGGUGAGUGAGUGCACUCACUGAUGGGGAAAUGGGUGGGCGGGCAGAUGGGCACAGCAGCUCAAUCGAAUCCCCCUCUCUCCCUCUGUAUGUGUGUGCAGGGAAUCGGUGCAACUCAGCGCUGCUGGUGCAUGAGGGUCGCGGCGACGUCAAUGACAACUUUCGAUGGGCCGUGGCGCACCUCACAGCCGUCAGGACGGAAAACGUGGAGGUGUGUGAAGACACACACAGAUGCAGACAGACGUCAGAGGGUCUAUCCAUGUCUGUCUGUGUGUGUGCAUCAAUCAGGGUUUGAAUGUGUAUCAGCUGCUCAAGUAUCGUCAGCUGGUCAUCACCGAGAAGGCGCUGCAGAAGCUCAUGUGGGAGAUAUACCACUACCCCGAGAAGAGGGGAUGGGUCAGAAGGUCAGACACACACCCACACCACCCGUUGCCCCCCUAUCCCACACAUGGCUGCCAUAAGUAAGUGGACCGGUGCUGUCAUGCCGUGUUUGUUGUGUUUAUGUUGGUCAGGGCGGCCACGCCGGACGGCAAGCCCGUGAAGCUGCCGAUGAAGGUAUGCACAAGCAUCGCCAUGCCAUGGGCAGGGCAGCCACAUCCAUAGUAUGGGUGGGGGCAUGGCAUACCCACUGUGGGUGUGACGGCGUCUGUAGGUGCCCGGGUGGAACAAGGAGUGGGUGGAGAAGAAGGAGCGUCAGAAGAACACGCAAUACGACAGGGUCUGCAGCUACACACACGAUGGGCAGCGGGCCGUAUGCGUGUGUGUGAAUCGACUCGUUCUGCCUGUUGGUCAUGUGCGUGUGUGUAUUAGUCUGCUUUGUUCCGCGAGCUGCGCAAGUGGAAGUGGAACUACGAAGAGCUCAAAGGACCGCUGGUAUGCAUCCCUCCCAUCCAAGCACACCCACCCACCCCACCGACACACGCACCAGCUCACAUGUGCCCAUGUGGUGUGCGAUUCAGAAAGUGCCGCGCCACGACCCAUUCAAAGGUACCCAAAGAAACAUACCAAUCAAUCAGCAACAUGUGUAUACGUGUGAGUGUGUGUUCAGAUUCCGUCCGUUUCAUCUGUCCAUGUACGCCAAGCGGCCGCCAUGGGAGAAAUUCGAGGAACUCUACAAGGCAAGGCAGACCAUUGCACUGCACACCACACAUCGAAGCAUACACAUGAUGACCUGCUCUGUGUGUGCGUGUGUGUCAGGACGACGAGCCGCUUGAAGAGGAGGAAGACCUGCAGGCGCUCGAAGACAUCAGGAACGCACUCGAUGUGAGGGAAGCGAACGAAGGGUCAUGACACGUCCCUUCCUGCAUGUGUGUCGACUCCACCUCCUGUCUGUCUGCAUGUCCGUGUGUGUCUUUCGUCGAUCCAUCAGGAGAGGGAGACGCUGCACACGGCGGACUUUGACGUGAUUGACGACACGGGCGAGCUGAGAUCGAGGUCACUCAGCGACAUUGCACGAGGUGGGUGCGUGAAGAUACAGACAGACACCCAAACCCAUCCAUCCAUCCAUCCACACGCAAACCUGUACGUGUCGGUAUGUUGCCGUGUCUUUCUCAGGUUCGUCAUCUGAUGGGUACCUCUCAGCCCGCCACAGCCGAGACGAUGAGGCCGACAAUGAGGAGGAAGCCGACGAUGAAGAGCAAGAGGCAAGCGACACUCACCGUACAUACACUCACCAAUCGGUGCAUUGCAUGUGUCUGUGUGUGUGCAGGGUGACGAAGGCGACAUGGGUGACGAAGGUUUGUCCGGCGAUGAGGAUGCGGACGAAGACAUCGAGGAUGCCGCCACGCUGCCACCUGUCGACCGGACAUAGGCUGGAUGGAACCAAUCGUGUGUUCUGCAUGAUCACGUGUGUGUUAAACUUUGUCGUGUUCGUGGAUGAUGCGCGACCCGAUGUUGGCUGCGAAGAGCCUGUAUGCAGUGCGUGUGUCAUAAUCGCGUCUGUCACUGUCCUCUCGGUCUUUCCGGUGCGACUCGACGGCGAGAUUUCGCGGAAAUGUUCGGCGAGAUUUUUCGCGCGAUGAGACACCGCCGAUUUACGAAUUUUGAUUUGAAGUCAC
Molecule: messenger RNA, 3626 nt
Organism: Vitrella brassicaformis
Lineage: Eukaryota; Vitrellaceae
Source: the annotation of a GenBank genome assembly